Messenger RNA from Entelurus aequoreus (snake pipefish), 733 nucleotides. RefSeq names its product microtubule-associated protein 1 light chain 3 gamma, like (gene map1lc3cl). The record is from RefSeq and is a predicted model, not a curated record. The transcript is spliced from 4 exons. Lineage: Eukaryota; Metazoa; Chordata; Actinopteri; Syngnathiformes; Syngnathidae. Gene Ontology annotation, molecular function: ubiquitin protein ligase binding. Gene Ontology annotation, biological process: cellular response to nitrogen starvation; macroautophagy; autophagosome assembly. The coding region runs from base 76 to 462 and encodes 128 amino acids. Gene Ontology annotation, cellular component: autophagosome; autophagosome membrane; cytosol.
CUCUGGAUCUGGUCUCUCACUGGGGUUUGCAGACUUCCUUCCACCUGAUCAAGCAACCUCCCGGCAGCCAGCAACAUGGCGCCCUUUGAGAAGUCCAUGGAGAUGAUGCCCUUCAAGCAGAGGAAGUGUUUAGAAACCAGAAAAGAUGAAGUGUGCAGCAUCCGAUCCAAGUUCCCCAACAAGUUACCCGUGAUCGUGGAGCGUUACCUGCGCGAGAAGGCCCUCCCUCUGCUGGACAAGACCAAGUUUUUGGUUCCCUUCGAGCUCACCUUAGGACAGUUCCUGUGCCUGCUCAGGAACAAGAUCGACCUGGAGUCCAGCCAGGCUCUCUUCCUGCUGGUGGCCGAGAGGAGCAUGUCCUGCAUGUCCUCCAGCAUGGGGGAGGUCUACUCUCGCUACAGGGACCCCGACGGCUUCCUCUACAUCACCUACGCCUCGCAGGAGAUGUUCGGGGGCAGCUGAGCCGUGGAGAACCCGGGCCGACCGGGGCCCACUUUGGACAUUUUCCCAACACCGCCUGACUCUCCCUGGGCGAGAGUCCGCCACGUCUCAUGGGGAUCACAGCCAGGAACUUCCACUUGUCUUUUGAGUCCAGGACAAAAGAGAAGAAAGCUGCAGUGUUAUUUGCACUCGUGUCCUGCUGGUCUUUCUAGCACUUCUCCUCCACAAUGUGAAGACUGCUGAUGCGCGGCCACCUCGCUCAGUACGCAAAACAAAUAAACCUCCUUUCAAU